Molecule: messenger RNA, 1484 nt
Organism: Notechis scutatus (mainland tiger snake)
Lineage: Eukaryota; Metazoa; Chordata; Lepidosauria; Squamata; Elapidae
Source: RefSeq, a predicted model, not a curated record
AAAGAUCCAGACUACUUGAAGCUCUGGUUGGACAAUUUUGUUUCUAGUUAUGAACAGUUUCUGGAUGUGGACUUUGAAAAACUGCCCACUAGGGUGGAUGACAUUCCCCCUGGAAUAUCUCUGCUUCCUGAUAACAUUCUCCAGGUUUUGAGGCUCCAGCUGCUGCACUGUGUCCAGAAAUUAUCAGAAGGGUUGGAAGAGCCACAGCAAGCACUGACACUGCUCCUAGUCAAGUUCUUCAUCAUUCUUUGCCGAAAUUUAGAUAAUGUGGAAGAGAUUGGGACUUGUUCCUAUAUUAACCAUGUGAUUACAAUGACCACACUCUACAUUCAACAGCUAAAGACUAAAACAAAAGAGAAAGAAGUGGCAGAUCAAACAUCUAUAGAAGAGUUUGUGCGACACGCGCUGGCUUUUUGUGAAAGUCUUUAUGAUCCAUAUAGGAACUGGAGGCAAAGAAUUGCAGGGCGUAUUCUGAGCACAGUUGAAAAAAGUAGACAGAAAUACAAACCAGCUUUACUCACAGUGGAAUUUGUCCCUUUCUUUUACCAGUGUUUUCAAGAAAGUGAGCAUCUCAAAGAGAGCCUCAAAUGUUGUCUGUUACAUCUCUUUGGAGCUAUUGUGGCUGGUGGGCAGAGAAAUGCUCUUCAAGCCAUCUCUCCUGCCACCAUGGAAGUCUUGAUGCGUGUCCUGGCAGAUUAUGAUAUGUGGGAUAACAGAGAUCCAGAUGACGUGAGCAGGAAGGCUGAGUUGACAUUGAAGUGCCUGACGGAAGUGGUGCACAUUCUUCUCACUAGUAGUUCAGACCAGCGGCAAGUGGAAACCAGCACCAUACUGGAGAACUAUUUCAAGCUGCUGAACUCGGAUCAUGAGGCUUUGCCCAACUCAAGGUCCCGUCAGUGGGAAAGCAGGUUCAUUGCACUGCAGAUUCAAAUGCUGAAUGCAAUAACUGCUAUGUUGGACUGCACAGAUCGGCCUGUUCUGCAAGCCAUUUUCCUUAAUAGUAAUUGUUUUGAGCAUCUUAUUCGACUUCUACAGAAUUGCAAGGUAAACAAAAGAUUGUAAGAAAUAUAUUCAUAAUCUUUUGAACAUGUAUUUUAUUACAGUUUUAACAGAACCAUUUCAGUUAUAUUCUAGGAGAAAAUCUGAUUAUUAAAUUUAGUUCAAAGAGUGGAUCUAAUUUACUUCUACGGCGAUCUAGUUUUAAAUAGCUUUUCAGAGGAAUGUCUUGUCCUUAUAGCACCAGUAGCAGGGAAGAGUAUGAAUAAUAAAGUCUUCUCACAAAGGAUUCCUUCCUGAUAUAUCCUUUUUAUUUAACCGCAGCGCUAUAUGAAUUGAGACAACGUUAGAAUUGCACUACAGUUGUAGUGGGAAUUAUAUAGAUUGAAGCCUAGUUCAUCUAGAAGUCAUCCAGUUGGACAAAACAUGGAUAAUGGUGACAUGGGUAUUAAUAUUGGAGAAAAGAAGAAAGGAGAAGAAUACGUAGC